UUAUGCUGACGAUGAUGAUGAAGAUAAUGAUGAUGAUGAUGUUGAUGAUGAUGAUACUGAUGAUGAUGAUGAUGAUGAUGAUGAUGAAGCUGAUGAUGAAGCUGAUGAUGACUCACCAAUAAAGAUGCACAUAAUGAUGAUGAUGAUGUCAGAAAUGCUGCUACUGYUGCUGAUAAUGCUGAUGCUGAUGCUGCUGCUCCUCUCUGUCCUUCUGUUGCCCAGCACUCCCGCUGCCACGUUCUUGAUGCUGUUGAUGAUGGCAACGGUGAUGACUAAUCUCGUUACUGAUGAUGAUGAUCAUGGUGAUAAUGAUAUUGAUGACAAUACUAUUGCUGCUGAAGCUGAUGAUACGAUGAUGAUAUGCUCCUGUAGAUGCAAUGUAGAUGGAGCAGAAAGAAUGACGAUCAUUCGAGUAGAAGCCUCCCCCUUGUAAUGAGCACUUGACGGAACUUGGAUUCUCUCCUCGAAGCCCUCCCACUCACUAUCCCCUGACAAUCCUCCUCCCACUCCACGGGACACACUGUACUCUUCUUCUUCUCACGCCGAGCCGACCUCCUCCACCAAAAGUCGCAAGAUGAAGAGCACUAGUGAUUACUCCUAGAGUAAUGCCCAAAUAACUUGAAAUAAGAAGUACCCUCCUUCAUCCGGCAUGCUAUCCUGUAGCAUCACUCGUUUGAAGCGCAAAGUAGAGAGAUGGCAAUAGACCUGCUUUCAAAAGUCAGGAAACAGCAGGUGUUGAGGUUGAAGGCUUAGAUGCCAUUCCAUCCCCCCGUCGUCCUCAUCGUCCGACACGCUUGAAUUUCAUGGCGCGCCCUAGAACUUCGAUAUCUCAUGAUCCGCUGGACCGUUUGGUCUGAAAUUUGGACCACCUCAGCUCCUCAGCGUAGACCACCGGCGGUCCAAUUUUCAGCUCAGGGCGCGCGCCCAAU
Chara braunii is the source of this 929-nucleotide messenger RNA. Lineage: Eukaryota; Viridiplantae; Streptophyta; Charophyceae; Charales; Characeae. The record is from the annotation of a GenBank genome assembly.